Epithele typhae is the source of this 1230-nucleotide messenger RNA. RefSeq lists its product as uncharacterized. Bases 1 to 1230 code for a protein of 409 amino acids. NCBI's taxonomy places the organism in Eukaryota, Fungi, Basidiomycota, Agaricomycetes, Polyporales, Epitheliaceae. The record is from RefSeq and is a predicted model, not a curated record. The transcript has 10 exons.
AUGCGUACCCGGGGAAAACAUGAUACCCCCAGGUUGGCGCGAUAUACCCUGAGAUCGCGUGCCUCUCAGCCCACGUCGCUCCCUGUGGCAGCCUCAGCCCCAGACCCGCUGCCUAUCGUCCCUGGAAACGCAUCCGUAUCAAUUCCACAGGAUGCAGGUCCUCAGACAGCUACCACUCUUCUCGAAGAUGACUGUUUCAGGCUGUCAGGGUAUGUUUUCAGGCUUCGAAAGGCGAUGGACACCCUCAAGAGCCGAACACCCCUUCAAGAGGGCUCAAUCGCUAGCGACAUCAACGAAAACUUGAUUGAACUGUGCCAAUUCCUCGAGCUAAAGGGAGUGAUUAAGAUCACGUCUCUCCCCGAAAAAACUGAUCACCGGUUGCCCACUUCUCACGCGCGUCAGUCAGCGUCUGUAGCGCGGCAGCGCGGCCAGUCAGCACCGGACUCUGUUGAGACCAAGGAUGUGGCCCCGACAAAAAGAUAUACUACACAAGGAACUCAGACAACCGGAAUUUCUUCUGAGGAAUUUCUCAGUGCCAAAGUCUUCAUCCUCCUCGGGGAUUCACGCAAGUUGCUCACGAAGUGGGGAGGCAGUCUGUCAGGCAGGGAUAUAGAGAGGGUCGAUGCCAUUGCCGUCGGUCCCAGCACUCUUGCGAUCGAACCCGUCAAAGCCAAGCCUGUGAACGACGCUCCAUCAAAGUCUACGCGCGGAGCCAUCGUUGUCAGCGACGAGAUCAGAGUGCGGAUCAACAUAUGUCUUGAGAAAUAUCAAGCACUCGUUCGUAUACUUACCUGUUUUCUGGUCGUAGAGGAGGACAAGCGCACUCUUGCAGAGUUCAAAGCUCGAAUUUGCCAAUGGACAUGGGACCGCAUCUCGAACAUCACUCUUCGAGAGACUCACUAUGAGUGCACCGUCGAUGCGCUCGCAUGCUCGUUGUUCUCAGGGUCCCUCCCUCCUGGUGCGUCCAUAAGGAUUGGUCCGCAGCAGAAGGCUCGCUUCCUGGCUCCCCCAGGAACGGAGCGCAUCUCUACGGACUCGCUGCGCCGCGAAGUCAACCCUACCGGAAUGCCCGAGACGGUGCUCAUCACUGUCGAGAGUAAGCUGAAUGGGAACCCACUGGAACAGGUAGAACAUUACGGAGACAUCUUCGAGGACCAAGGCGGCAUGAUCGGCAUCGGCCUGCGACUCGGGCCCGGACUCGAUGACAAGGGAGUGAUGGCCAUGCCGUAG